AAAAACAAUGUACACAUACAAAUAAUUUCAACGUAAGGUGAAUACAUUAAGGAGUCACUUCUCUUGACAAAUAAUAUUAUUGACUCACCCUGUAUAUGGAUAAAGGAAAAUAGAGGGGAGAGUUCGUAUGCACGUAGUACGAAUGCAUCGGGAACUCGGGAGAGAAUGAGAGAAAGAGACGGUGAGAGAGAAGGUGGCGGAUAGAGCGAGAACGUGGUGGGGAUCCUCAGAGUUAGAGCGGGGAGAGAAGAAAGAGAGGGGGGCAGGAAACGGUUCGGAGGGACUAUGUAAGAUGCGAGGGGAUACGAAUGACCAACGACGUCCCUAUCCAGACCCUGAGUGUCCGGUUCGACGCCGUGCCGCGUGGAACGACUUACGUUUCUUCGUGUCUUUCUUCUUCAUCUUCUUCGUCCUCGUCCUCUUCGUGUUCUCCAUUAAAUAAAUCGCAAUCGCAUAUCUAACAAUUUUGAGAAUAAUAUCUGAUAUCAGAACGAUGAAGUUCUUUCUCGAUUUGUCGUUUCUUAUCUAACGUCAAACUUUAUAUAUACAUAUAUGUGUGUGUGUGUACAUUGUAUAUAUGUAUAUAUCUAUUAUCACUUCGAUUUAACUAAAAUCCAAGAAAUUAUUGGCGAUGCUGUUGAGAUCAACAAAUUCUUCUUUUGUGUUAGUUUCGAUCAGAAACGAGACACGUUGGACCGAUCAUCGUUGUAUAGUACUGUUACUACUACUACUCCUACUACUACUAACUACGGUCCAGUUAAAUAUCAACGUCGCGUUUAGCACGAGUGCUUUGGGUGAAAGUGGGUAGCCGGUGUAGUUCGCGGAAUACUCUCGAUUGUAUUUGCGAUCGUAUUUCCAGUUGGAGACGGCUAACAUAUGUGUAAUAAUAUCCAGGAAGGAAGAGUGUCAUUUUCGGGAGAACGAUUCAUGUCAAAGUCACGAUGAUGAGAAUUUAACUAUCGAUGAUGUGUUCGAUGUGAAAUAUUUCAGUGAAUAUAUUAUGAUAAGUGGAAAAUGAUGUUAUUCAGAAAAUAACGGUGGACAUUAGACGCAAUCCAGACACAACGGUCGAACGUUCGUUGAGUUCUAUGAUCCUUUUCAAACCGUGAGGGAAAAGAGAAAAAAAGAAAAAGAUGGAAGAGACUACGACUACGUCUUCGAUUCUUUUGAUGGCAAAAAUCGGUGCCAUGAUCGGUCUUGGAUUCGGAUCGCUUAUAUUGGGUAUGUUACCUCUGAUGGUUGGACGAUGCAGGACGAAAUUUCGUCAGAAACGAUGUCACGGCAUCUCCAAUAACUCAAGUAACUCAACUUCGACUUCAACUUCGGCAUCGCAAACGUCCUCCUCUUUCGUCGAUAACGCAGCGAAUUCGCAAGGUCUUUUGACGUCACUGUUACUCUGCUUCGGAGGAGGAGUCCUUCUUUUCACAACGUUCCUACACCUAGCUCCGGAGGUACGGCUCAGCGUCGAGAGACAUCAAUCGAAUGGACAACUACCAACAUUGGGAACUCUAAGUUUAUCGGAGUUACUCUUCUGUGGAGGAUUCUUUCUGGUUUAUUUGGUCGAGGAAGCUGUACAUGCGGCGUUAACAGGGAAACCAGAAUCAUCGGAAGCUUUACUUUACAGGACAGUAUCAGUACGUCGUUGUAACAAUCAAAAUGGUGUAACAACGUCUGCGACGAGUGGUUCAACGACGACUGUAUCAACAACGACUAGAUCAUCCACUUGGAAAGACGAUACCGAAGAAUUGAGACAAGAUGAUGAAAAAUUAAAUCGACGAUCGAGACAACAUCGAUUGGAAGAUAUGUGUGGUGUUAAGGAUGACAAAGUAUUGCCAGCCAUAUUUGUACUUUCAUCAUCAGCUGGAUUAUCAGCACAGAUCGGAGAUCAAGGAGACAAUAUUAUCAGGCAGCAUCAAUCGGAUCCUGAAUUAGUUGCAUAUACAUCGCGUGAACAUCACGAACAUAAACACUCGAUCGUAACGAAAAAGACAUCUGUUCAAGGUUUAUUAACCGUUUUGGCAUUAUCCUUUCACGCCAUCUUCGAAGGACUUGCCGUAGGCUUAGAACCUUCCUUGGGUUCUGUUGUUUACCUUGCUGCUGCGAUUGCCACUCAUAAAUUGGUGAUAUCCUUUUGCGUUGGUAUGGAACUUUAUGUUGCCGGUGCAUCAACCAGGACGACCUUGGGAUACUUAACAGUUUUCUCAAUGGUAACGCCGAUCGGUAUCGCAGUUGGAUUAGCUCUUGGUCAUUUCAAAAAUGAUAGUGAUACUCUCGGUCCAACGCCAACCAUACUUCAAGGAAUGGCAGCUGGAACUUUACUCUACGUUGUAUUUUUCGAAGUUUUGGCACGAGAAAGAGCCAACGAGAAGAGUGGUCUUCUACAAUUGCUCGCUAUUAUUGUUGGAUUUAUGCUGAUGCUGGGUCUACAGAUUGCUACCGCCCAUUCGCAUUCGCAUUCGCAUUCGCAUUCUCACUCACACUUGCACGAAUCCUCGCAUUCGCACUCUCACGAACACGAGGAUGAAAACGAGAAUGAAGAUAUUAUUCACGAGCAAGGACUUGGAAGGAAAUCGAAGCAUUCGCACCAGACGAGCACGGAAAGGGUUGUAGGUGAUGCCAUUGAAAGGGUCACGCAAAAUAUCGUCGAUGUACUUUCGAAAAGUUUAGCCUCCUCUACGAGUCCUCAAACGCAGCACGAGCAUUUACACGAAAACCAUACUUUACACGAUACCAGAGAUACUUUAAUAUCAUCAACGAAUCGUACGAUAUGAAUGUAUACACAUAUAUACGUUUAAUUGAAGGAAAAUAAAAUCUCUCGAUGUCUUCGAUCGAUUAUUCCGAGAAGAAUCAUCAUCAUCGUUAUACAAAGGAUCAUUGAAGACCGUUGAAGAAUUUUUUAUGAAGAUUCAUAAAACUCGUUGAGGACUAAGAUAAAUACGUAUGUAUAUAUAUAUAUAUAUAUGUGUAUAUGUAUGUAUGUGUAUAUAUAUGUGUGUGUUCAUAUGAAGGAAACAUGAAGAAAAAAGUGCUCGAAGAAGUUUCUUACCAAUAUUGGAAGUUCGAUUAACAGACGAUUUUUCUAUCAAUAGGCCGAUAAUAAUACUCCUUUUUCGAGCCAACACAUAACUCCACCAUCCUAGUCUCUCAUGGAUUUUGAAUUAUUCACAUGAGUAAUAUAAUACAAAAGUUGAACAUUUUCGGAAUAAUUAAUAUUUUAUUUGAUUAACUCUAAAAAAGUAUGAUCGUAAUUUCGUACGUUAACUUCGAAUGCGUUUUACUAACUCAUCGAAUCUGUCGGUAAUUUAUCGGUUGGUAACGCGUUAAGUGCGUUUUAUGUUGCAUAUUAUGAAAAUUUAUAGAAAUCAUCACUAAUGCUCGAUUAAUACGGGUAUAUGUAUAAUAUGGACCACAUUGCAUUGGUAGUAAAAUAUAUAAAAAAAAAAAAUAUCAAUUUUUUUAAACGUGUACGUAAUGUACAGAGAAUUUGUAAAAUAAGAAUAUGUAAGAUAUGUAGAAAUCAUCUUUAAGAUUAAAAAUGGCGGGCUAUUCAAACGACUUUCGUAUGCCUUUUGUAAUAAAAUAAACUACACGAUAAUGAAUGGACAGAGUUUUAAGCUGUCAUAGAUAUACCUCUCGUUUUUUAUAAAAUUAAAAAAGAUAAAGUUUUAAUUAAAUUUUUCUUCUUUUUUUUUUCUAUUGUAUAAAAUUUUAUAUAUGUAAUAACAAUAACCGCGGAAUAUCGCUGUAUAGUGAUGACAUACGAAUCACUUAACUUAAACAAUCAUGAUUCGAGUCAAUUAUAUUAUUCACGUACUUCUUCAGCACUCAUCCUUGCAUUUUGAUUAUUUAUUGUCAUUUAUUUUUAUUGCAACCUAACGUGCACGAGAUUCGUAUAACACUGACUAAUUUUAGUCGAAAUACACGUUGAGUGUCUUACUGAUGUGUUGCAUAUUCAUUACAUUAUUAUUAGUGAGAGUAUUAGAUGAUUAUGUUUAUCUAUUUCAUAGCAUAUUGACAAAUAUACCAUAAAACCUCUACCGCCUACAA
Messenger RNA from Vespula pensylvanica (western yellowjacket), 4047 nucleotides. RefSeq names its product zinc transporter ZIP1-like. Gene Ontology annotation, molecular function: zinc ion transmembrane transporter activity. Bases 1134 to 2771 code for a protein of 545 amino acids. The transcript is spliced from 3 exons. Gene Ontology annotation, cellular component: plasma membrane. Gene Ontology annotation, biological process: zinc ion transmembrane transport. The record is from RefSeq and is a predicted model, not a curated record. Lineage: Eukaryota; Metazoa; Arthropoda; Insecta; Hymenoptera; Vespidae.